Messenger RNA from Racocetra fulgida, 519 nucleotides. The record is from the annotation of a GenBank genome assembly. Lineage: Eukaryota; Fungi; Glomeromycota; Glomeromycetes; Diversisporales; Gigasporaceae.
AUGUCGAUCAUGAAAGUGACGCACACUCCAGCUUCACCUAAUUACUCUCCAGCUUCACCUAAUUAUGUUCCGGCUUCACCUAAUUACGUUCCAGAUUCACCUAAUUACUCUCCAGGGUCACCUAAUUAUUCUCCAGAUUCACCUAAUUAUCCUCCAGCUUCGCCUGAUUACUCUCCAUAUUCACCUAAUCACUCUCUAUCUUCACCCAAUUACUCUCCAUCUCCACUUAAUUACUCUCCAUCUUCACUUAAUUACACACCUAAUUACUCACCAUCUUCACCUUAUUACUCUCCUAAUUACUCACCAUCUUCACCUAAUUACUCUCUGUAUUCACCUAAUUACUCUCCAGAUUCACCUAAUUACUCUCCAUCUUCACCUAAUUACUCUCCAUCAUCACCUAAUUACUCUUCAUCUUCACCUCGUUACUUUUCAACUUCACCUUUUGGCUUUCUGAUUUCACCUUUUCAUCCCAUAUCUUCACAUUAUUAUUAUCUUAAUCAGAUUAAAAUAUUGCAAUAA